ACCAUGAGAUGGAAUAACCUAACAGGACCUUCUGAAUUCAUCUUAAUGGGACUCUCCUCUAGAUCUGAGGACCAGAAACCUCUUUUUGUCAUAUUUCUUAUCAUCUACCUGGUCACACUGGUGGGAAAUUUGAUCAUUAUCCUGGCCAUCUAUUCAGAUAGUCGCCUACAGACCCCCAUGUACUUCUUUCUAAGUGUACUUUCUUUUGUUGAUAUUUGCUACACAACAGUAAUUAUUCCCAAAAUGCUGAUAAACUUCUUAACAGAGACAAAGACCAUCCUCUAUAGUGAAUGUCUGAUCCAGAUGUAUUUCUUCUUUGGUAACGUAGACAGCUACCUCCUCGGAGUCAUGGCCAUUGACCGUUAUGUGGCCAUCAGUAACCCCUUUCAUUACGUUACUGUCAUGAGCCAUAAAUUCUGUGUCCUUCUCCUGGCAAUCUCCUUUACAAUCCCAUUUCUUCACUCGCUUCUCCAUGUUCUCUUAGUCAAUAGACUCACCUUCUGUGCCUCCAACAUUAUCUAUCACUUCUUCUGUGAUGUCAACCCGAUGUUAAAGAUAUCCUGCUCAUCAACGUUUGUCAACGAGAUAGUGAUAAAAACAGAAGGACUGUCAGUCAUAAUGACCCCGUUUACGUGCAUCAUAAUUUCUUACCUGAGAAUCCUCAUCACUGUUCUGAAGAUUCCUUCAGCUGCUGGGAAGUAUAAGGCUUUCUCUACUUGUGGCUCCCAUAUCACUGUGGUAGUUCUCUUUUAUGGAAGCAUAAGCUAUGUCUAUUUCCAGCCCCUGGCCAGCUAUACUGUGAAGGAUCGGAUAGCAACACUUUUCUACACCAUACUGACCCCAAUGCUAAACCCAUUUAUUUAUAGUCUGAGAAACAAAGACAUGAAACAAGGCUUACGGAAGCUGUUAGUUAGGAUAAAGUCCCAAUGA
Molecule: messenger RNA, 930 nt
Organism: Sorex araneus (European shrew)
Lineage: Eukaryota; Metazoa; Chordata; Mammalia; Eulipotyphla; Soricidae
Product: olfactory receptor 1L1-like
Exons: 1
Coding region: 4-930 (308 amino acids)
Biological process (GO): G protein-coupled receptor signaling pathway
Cellular component (GO): membrane
Molecular function (GO): G protein-coupled receptor activity; olfactory receptor activity
Source: RefSeq, a predicted model, not a curated record